AUGCCACGACGGGACUUGACGUUAGCUGAGAAGAUUCGUUUCCUACAUCAGAUCAAGGAACUGGGACCAACCACUAGUCAGCGUCGAUUGGUGGAAAUUACCUGCUUGGCAGAAUCUACAAUAUCGCGCCUGAUAAAACAAGCGAAAGAUCUGCGAGAAGGAGCACAAUGUGAAGGACGACGAGGUACUUCCCAAAAACGGAAGCGUGAAGGCAAGGAUCCAGACGUCGAUGAGGCCCUUAAUGAUUGGUUUGCCUUUGUUACUGGACGAGCCGUGCGAGUAAGUGGCCCAAUGUUAAAGUACAAAGCAGAAGAACUCGCUAAAAUGCUGGGCCACGAAGAUUUUAUAGCUACGGACGGCUGGUUGUCUCGAUGGAAAUCUAGACAUGAUGUAAAAUUUAAGAAAGCACAUGGUGAGAAAGAAAGUGCCAAUAGCGCUCGAGCUGAAGAAUGGAAAUCAACAAAACUACCAGAGCUUCUUGAAAAAUUUCCAGCAGAUGACAUCUAUAAUGCUGAUGAAACCGGGUUGUACUAUAGGGCUACACCGGACGGCUCCUUAAAUUACAAACAUGUUACUCUCUCUCUGGCUGCAAAAAAGCAAUGGAUCGCGUAACUGUCUUGUGCUGCUCAAACAUGUCCGGAACAGACAAGAGGAAGUUGCUGGUCAUAGGAAAAUGUGCC
This is a messenger RNA of Dicrocoelium dendriticum, 680 nucleotides long. NCBI's taxonomy places the organism in Eukaryota, Metazoa, Platyhelminthes, Trematoda, Plagiorchiida, Dicrocoeliidae. The record is from the annotation of a GenBank genome assembly.